Messenger RNA from Alternaria atra, 1134 nucleotides. RefSeq lists its product as uncharacterized. Bases 1 to 1134 code for a protein of 377 amino acids. The transcript is spliced from 2 exons. NCBI's taxonomy places the organism in Eukaryota, Fungi, Ascomycota, Dothideomycetes, Pleosporales, Pleosporaceae. The record is from RefSeq and is a predicted model, not a curated record.
AUGGCUAAAGUCCAAGGAAUCUGCGACCCCCGCUUCACCGCGGUCAAAGACCUCUUCCAGUCCUACCUUGACUCGGGAGAGGAGCUUGGCGCCUCCAUCUGCGUCAACCUCGACGGAAAAGAUGUCGUCGACAUCUGGGGCGGUUACGCAGAUGAAGCUCAUACCCGCUCAUGGGAGAAAGAUACUGUAACAUGUAUCUGGUCCUCCACCAAGACUGUCUGCGCCUUGGCGGCUCUCGUCUGUAUUGACCGCGGGCUGUUGGAUCCGUAUGAGAAGGUUUCAAAGUACUGGCCCGAAUUCGCUGCGAACGGCAAGGAAGGGGUGGAAGUCCGACACUUUCUUUCGCACGCGAGCGGGGUGAGUGGAUGGGAGGAACCCAUUACUUUAGAAGAUAUGUGCGACAUUGAGAAAAGCACAAAGUUACUCGAACAACAAGCCCCAUGGUGGGAACCCGGCAAAGCGACUGGGUAUCACGCUUGGACAAUGGGUCAUCUCAUCGGCGAACUAGUCCGCCGUGUAACUGGAAAGCCUAUCCAACAAUUCAUCACCGAUGAACUCGCCCGCCCACUCACCGCAGACUUCCAGCUCGGCAUUCCUGAGAAAGAGUGGAACAGAGCCCUUGCAAGCGACCCAAACAACCUUAUGUACAAGACACUAGGCAAAAACCCCGGUAUAGAAGCUAACUGGGCCAACCAACCGCUCUUGAGGAACUCUGCGCUCGCUGCAGGAAACGGCUACAGCAAUGCCCGCGCACUCGUCCGCCUCCUCUCGAUCAUCUCCCUGCAAAACCCUUCUUUCCUCUCCACCAAAACUCUUGACCAGAUCUUCUCGACUCAGCAAGAACACAAGGAUCUCGUCAUACCCACGAAAGUACGUUUUGGACUGGGUUUCGCGUUGCCGGCUGAAGGAACCAUGAUGGCGAAUUUACCACAGGGACGUGUGGCGAGUUGGGGUGGGUGGGGUGGUAGUCAGGUUAUUGCUGAUGCAGAUAGGAGGAUGACUUUUGGAUAUGUUAUGAACAAGAUGGAGUUGGCCGGCUUGGGACAGCAGGAGGGGGGCAAAGGGGGUAUGGGCAAUGCGAGGACCAAAGCAUUUGUUAAUGCAGUCUACGAGGCCUUGGGUUUUGUGGCUUAA